UCAGGGUGGCCAAUAGAAACAUCUUGCAGAUGGAUGGAGAAAAGCCAUUGAUUCAGGGAGGACAAGAGCAGGCAGUCAAUGAGACAUUAGCCCACCUGGAGGGGGCAGUGCAUAAAAGGGCUUCUCCUGGGGACGGACAGGGCUACCCACCCAGCUCUCACUGAAUGCCACAGGGCACAGGAUGGAGACCUGCCUGAAAGUCCUGCUGCUCGUUGGGGUGGUCACAGCAGCCCCCACACCAUCAUCAUCCCCUCUGCCAAGCCACGAGGCUGCGGUUUUAGCUGCAGUUCAGAUCUACAACCAAGAGCCAGGCACAACACUGGCCUGUCUGCUCCUGGAAGCCAAGCUGCAGCCAGACUGGGAUGUGUCUUUGAAAACUAUCCAGCCGCUGACAUUCACUGUUCAAGAGACAGUGUGCCUGGUAUCAGAGAAACAUGACAUCAACCAGUGUGAAUUCAAAGAAGAUGGGGUAAGGAUCAUCUGCUGCAGGGAGACAUCUCUGUCCCUAGGCAGCGAGUUAUAUGGGCCCCAUCUCUCAGGUCCCCAAGCCUCAAAGAAAAUGUAUAUUUCAACCAGAGACAUAAAGGAAGGAAUGGGGCUAUGGGACAGUGCCUUUUCUGCUGCAGCCUGCUUACUGAAUCUUACAUACAGGUCACGGACAACAUACAUUCAUUCAUCCAACCUCUAA
This is a messenger RNA of Chelonoidis abingdonii (Abingdon island giant tortoise), 688 nucleotides long. NCBI's taxonomy places the organism in Eukaryota, Metazoa, Chordata, Testudines, Testudinidae. The record is from RefSeq and is a predicted model, not a curated record.